UCAGGUUCCGUUACAGUCCUUCCAUUCUAACCGCGCAUGUGCAGCUCCAGGAGUGCGCAGCCACUGCCACCUGUCAGUGUCCAUCAGUGCCAGCUCUGUGCUCAUCCGUGCCACCUGCCAGUGCCCAUCAGUGCCUCAUCAGUACCACAUUUCAGUGCCUACCAGUGCACAUCAAUACCACCCAUCAGUGCCAGUCAGUGCCACCUAUCAAUGCCAGUCAGUGCCACCUAUCAGUGCCAGUCAGUGCCGCCUAUCAGUGUGCAUCAGUGACCGUCAGUGCUGCCUAUCAGUGCCGCCUAACAGUGCCAUUUAGUGCCACCUAACAAUGCCAGUCAGUGCCGCCUAUCAGUGCCAUAUAUGAGUGCUGCCUUUCAGUGCCCAUCAGUGAUGCCUGUCA
This is a messenger RNA of Staurois parvus, 397 nucleotides long. The record is from the annotation of a GenBank genome assembly. Lineage: Eukaryota; Metazoa; Chordata; Amphibia; Anura; Ranidae.